ACCACAUAGGAUCCGUUGUGACUUUCUUUCCUAGCAUAUAUAUACUCUUAUUAUUCGACCACUUUAUUAUUAUGUAACUUUUUUUGAUAUUUUGAAUUUUUUUUUCUUUUGAGAAAACUUUAUUACGUAAACAGUAGACCAUCCCAUCAAACCUCCUUCUCAGCUCUUCACACCAAAAUUAUCUUACACUCUCUACAUUUUACUUCCUUAUUCUCCAUAUUCAUAUUACUUUCUUUCUCAGUUUCAAAACUCAUCCAAUCUUCCAACGAGCAAUGGGUAAUUGCAUCUCAGUUUCUCUUCAAUUUGAUGCCAUAUUUUCCAAUUGCUAUCAAUCCACUGUUGCACAAGCCACUUACGUGCAUAAUCUUAAAGAGAAUCUUAAGGCUCUAGAGAAAGCUUCAGAGGAGUUAACAGAUGUGAAGAAUGGCUUAGUGAGAAGAGUCAAGAUUGCUGAGGAGGAGGACCAGUUGACGUGCCUGGAAACAGUCCAGAGGUGGAUUUCAAGGGCUGGAGCAUUGGAAAAUGAAGUUCAAGAACUGCUGCAAACAGAAUCUGAAGAAAGAAACAGACUAUGCCCUUGGGGUUGCUGCUCAAAGAACUAUAAGUCCAGCUAUAAAUAUGGGAAAAGGGUGUCGAGGAAGCUCGCUGAAGUGACUGAGCUGAAAGGCGAAGGGGUAUUUGAGGUGGUGGCUGAAAGGGGACCAAUAGCUCCUGUUGUUGAAGUACCGGAUGAGCCGACGGUAGGAAUGGAACUAAUUUUUGAUCUUAUGUGGACAAAACUCAACGAAGAAGAUGUGAGAAUUAUGGGGUUGUAUGGAAUGGGAGGAGUGGGAAAAACCACCCUUUUGAAAAAGAUCAACAACAAGUUCCUCAAUUCUCAAAAUGAUUAUCAUGUUAUAUGGGUAGUGGUAUCUAAAGAUCAUACUAUUGAGAAUAUACAAAAUAGUAUUGGAGAAAAAAUUACGCUUUCUUUUGGGGGAGAUACAUGGAAGAACAAAACAUUCCAACAAAAAUCUCAAGACAUUUUCAAUGUCUUGAACAAAAAGAAAUUUAUUUUGUUGUUGGAUGACAUAUGGGAGAGAAUUGAUCUUGUUAAAGUUGGGAUUCCUUUGCCUAACAGGCAAAAUGGUUCCAAGCUCGUAUUCACAACUCGUUCCAAGGAUGUUUGUAGUCGCAUGUCAGUUGAUAAACAAGUUGAAGUGAAGUGCUUGUCACGAGAAGAGUCAUGGAAGUUAUUUGAGGAAAAAGUUGGCAACGAGGCCCUCAGUGUCCACCCAGAUAUUCUUUAUUUAUCUAAACAAGUUGCGGAAGAGUGUGAUGGUUUACCUCUUGCACUAACAACUAUAGGUCGAGCAAUGGCUUGCAAGAGAACACCUCAAGAGUGGAGAUAUGCAAUUCAGAUCUUAAAGAACUCAGCCUCAAGUUUUUCAGGCAUGGGAGAUGAGGUAUUUCCUCUUUUAAAGUUCAGUUAUGAUAAUUUAUCUAGUGAGAAAGUUAGGUCUUGUUUUCUGUAUUGCUCAUUGUUUCCAGAAGAUUGGCCAAUCAAUAGAGACGAUUUGAUAUAUAAAUGGAUGUGUGAGGGGUUUCUAGAUGAAUGUUCUGAUUUUGAGAGUUUGCAAGGCCAAGGAUAUACCAUCAUUGGCUCUCUUCUUUAUGCAUGCUUAUUAGAAGAGGUCGAUGAAACACGUGUAAAGAUGCAUGAUGUGAUCCGGGACAUGGCUUUAUGGAUAGCUUGUGGGUGUGAAAAGGCAGAUCACACUUUUUUUGUGAAAACAAAUGUUGAGUUGAAAGAACAAAUGAUUGAAAGUUGGAAUGAGGUUGAAAGGAUCUCUUUGAUGAAAAACUGCAUUAAGAGUUUCUCAGGAAGUCCGACAUGUCCUAACCUCUCAACUUUAUUUCUUCAGCAAAACAAUUUGCAGCGAGUUAGUGGCAGCUUUUUUGAGUUCAUACCUAAAUUAACAGUUUUGGAUUUGUCAUGUAAUCUAUUGACUCUUUUGCCAACGGAGAUAUCAAAAUUAGUCUCAUUGCAAUACCUCAACUAGCAUCUACAAACAUAAAACAGUUGCCAAGAGAGUUGAAGAACUUGAAUAUGUUGAAAUACUUGA
Messenger RNA from Humulus lupulus (European hop), 2105 nucleotides. Its product is annotated as disease resistance protein RPS5-like. NCBI's taxonomy places the organism in Eukaryota, Viridiplantae, Streptophyta, Magnoliopsida, Rosales, Cannabaceae. The record is from RefSeq and is a predicted model, not a curated record. The coding region runs from base 273 to 2042 and encodes 589 amino acids. The transcript has a single exon. Gene Ontology annotation, molecular function: ADP binding; ATP hydrolysis activity; protein binding.